Molecule: messenger RNA, 420 nt
Organism: Peniophora sp. CBMAI 1063
Lineage: Eukaryota; Fungi; Basidiomycota; Agaricomycetes; Russulales; Peniophoraceae
Source: the annotation of a GenBank genome assembly
AUGACCAAUGGCAAGAGAGACCUCGAGUUCGGUUCGGUGAUGCCAUUCUCGAUGCGAGUUGGAUCAGCGAGUGGGUCUGCUGUGGUGACUGAGCAUGUACUUGUUGGACAUAUAGCCUUCAAUCUACCGAUGCUCAUUGUCGGGACAAUUCUAGCUGUGAUUCUGGCAGCGAUUGGCCUGUAUGUUCUCAUUUUGGGAGACGCGCGCGUUGGAGGUGCACCUAUCGAUGACGCCGGGCUACUAAGUCUUAUGGCGCUGGACAAUUCGUCCGUGGCUUCUCGCCUUGUCGGCCUGAAGUUCGGUACAUCGAGCGCACGCAGGCGGGCGGGAGCAUUUAUGGUCGAGAUCGUGGACGGCCGCCUUGCUCCUGUUGGAGACGUUGGAGAGGACGACCUGGACGAGAAGAGCAUGACGCUCUAA